GAUGAUUGCCAUGGAAAAUCCUGCAGACUUGAAGAAGCAAUUGUAUGUUGAAUUUGAAGGAGAGCAAGGGGUAGAUGAAGGAGGUGUUUCCAAAGAAUUUUUUCAACUGGUUGUGGAAGAAAUCUUCAAUCCAGAUAUUGGGAUGUUCACAUAUGAUGAGUCUACAAAACUGUUUUGGUUUAAUCCGUCCUCCUUUGAAACUGAGGGUCAGUUUACCCUGAUUGGCAUAGUACUGGGACUGGCUAUUUACAACAACUGUAUACUGGAUGUACAUUUUCCCAUGGUUGUCUACAGGAAGCUAAUGGGCAAAAAAGGAACUUUCCGUGAUCUGGCAGACUCUCAUCCUGUUCUCUACCAGAGUUUGAGAGACUUACUAGAGUAUGAAGGAAGUGUGGAAGAUGAUAUGAUGAUAACGUUUCAAAUAUCUCACACGGAUCUCUUUGGCAAUCCAAUGAUGCAUGAUUUAAAGGAAAACGGUGAUAAAAUUCCUAUUACGAAUGAAAAUAGAAAGGAAUUUGUCAAUCUGUAUGCUGACUAUAUACUCAAUAAAUCAGUAGAAAAGCAGUUCAAGGCCUUUCGGAGAGGAUUCCACAUGGUGACCAAUGAAUCUCCUUUGAAAUAUUUAUUUAGACCAGAGGAAAUUGAAUUACUUAUUUGUGGAAGUAGGAAUUUAGAUUUUCAAGCACUAGAAGAAACUACAGAAUAUGAUGGUGGCUAUACAAGAGACUCUCUUAUUAUUAGGGAAUUCUGGGAAAUAGUCCAUUCUUUUACGGAUGAACAGAAAAGACUGUUCUUACAGUUUACAACAGGCACAGACAGAGCCCCUGUGGGAGGACUUGGAAAGUUAAAGAUGAUCAUAGCCAAAAAUGGCCCGGAUACAGAGAGGUUACCUACAUCUCACACAUGCUUUAAUGUACUUUUGCUUCCGGAGUACUCAAGCAAAGAAAAGCUUAAAGAAAGAUUAUUGAAGGCCAUCACAUAUGCCAAAGGAUUUGGCAUGCUGUAAUAAGUAUAACAAAAGGGAUUUAAAAAUGAUGGUGAUGAUGUCCCUGUCCAAAAAGGCCAUAAGAUAGUGAGCUACAGUAGUCACCUGUGUUUGUGCCUCCCUUCUUUACUGGGGACAUUGGGCUGGAACAGCAGAUUUCAGCUGCUUAUAUGAACAAAAUCUUUAUUUUUUUCUUUUAGCGUGAAAGUGUUACAUAUUCUUUCACUUAUAUGUACAGAGAGGUUUUCCUGAAUAUUUAUUUUAAGGGUUAAAUCACUUUUGCUUGUGUUUAUUACUGCUUGAAGUUGAGCCUUUUUGAGUAUUUACAAGAAAACAAACUGUACUCUCCCAAGGAAAAUAUUGCCAUCAUUUGUAGACCAUGUAACCUUCAAGUAUGUGCUAUAUUUUUGUCCCUGUAUCUAAUCAAAUCAAGAACUGUACUUUUUGAAGAGUUUGCUUUUGAAACUUGAAGUCUUGAAAAACAGUGUGAUGCAAUUACUGCUGUUCUAGCCCCCAAAGAGUUUCUGUGCAAAAUCUUAAGAAUCAAUAAAGAUGGAAGGGAGAACUUGGAAUGUUAAAUUGCAGCCUUGAGAACUUUACUUUAGUCACAGCACAACAAUUAAAAUUCAUUUCACUAUAUGUUGUCUUCACAUGUCUUGUAAUAAACUGUGUUUUUAAUUAGGAAACAUUUCUUAGCAUAUGAAAGGGUAGAAAUUUUAGUUACUUUUUUAAAAAAAGUUUACUGGGGAAAGUGCAUUUUCAACUGAACAGCUUUAGAGUAGGGAGUGAAGUGUCUGGAAAAAAAGAUAGGAAGUUUUUGCUAUAUUAUAAACAAAGCAUGUGGAAGUGCACUUAAAAUGAAGUUUUAUUCUUAAUUGCYUAUUAUGUUGACAUUUUAAAUAGACAAUCCAAAGUCUUCCCUACGUGUUAUGUCAUCAUCAUUUAUUUAAUGAAUGAUUUUUCCUACCUAUCAAGGCACAUGAUCAGUGUUGCACCAUAAUCUAAAGGGAUGGCUACUGUAUUUUAAUCUCAUCUAACAAUAAGCAAAAUUGAACAAUAUUAAACGUGAGGCCUACUUCAUGUUGUACACUUCCAACCAUUAAAUAAACUGUUAGAAAGUAAGUACUAAGGUUAUGUUCAUCUACUACAUAAAGUAUUCAGUAGGUUUUUAAUUUAACUCUACAAAUCAUAUCAGAAAUAAAUCCUUUACCUUUCAUAGUCUGUGUUUAAUGUUAAUUUCUCCUGUUGCAAUAUACAAUGAAGGGAUUAUGCAUUUGUAAGUGCAGAUGUAACUGGCAUAUCUCUUUUCCAAUACAAGCUGCAGCGGGUGUGCAGAGCUGAGCUUGUGCCUUGACAAUUGCUAUAACUGGCUACUACCGAUCAAAACCGUGACUGUGUGGAAUUGGCAUUAAAAGGCUUAGUUUUGAAAUCAUUGGAAAAAGAAAAGAUGUCUUUCAGGACUAUUUUAAUAAAUUCUUUCUAGUAAUAGAAACAGACAACUGUUAUGUAACUAUGAUGCUGAAUAAAACAAUGACCUUUUUUCACCAUGGUUCAGUGAAAAAGACAACAAGUUACUUUCUUACUUUGAUAAAUUAGAUAUUAAAUUUUUUKAUUAGAAAUUGUUGUAGUACUGCAUAAUUUGAGGGUUGCAGGUACARAAAUUCUCCAGAAGUGAACUGUAGUGAUCUGGGGUCCAGUGAUUUUCCCCUCUCAAAUUCAAUCCAGUGCCAGACAGCCUGGACACAUGGGACUGAAACUGGCUGGGGAGGGAGAGGUGCUGUCUUCUGGCCUUUGAUCUCAGAGGUGGCCCUUAGGGCCUGCCCUCUUUUAUGUCCACCUUGUUGUAUGUCCCUGAAGAGGAAAACACAAGAUACCCUGCCUCUCAGUGCAGGGUGGUUGAUGGCAGUGCUUGCUGAGCCCUUCAGGUUUGGAGCAACUUUUACUGUAGGUGGUGAGAACAAGACUUGCCGAGUGCCUUGAGGUGCUUUGCUACAAGCGUGAACAUGUCCUGGUACUGCUKUGUGGUAUGUAAGUGUCCACAGUCUAAUGCUCUUAAAGCUGUAUUCCUGUAACUUCUUAUCCUGAUGAAGCUGUGGUUUGUGGUUACRCCCAGCUGACAGGUGUAUGUGAUUCAUAUUGGGGUUUUUUAUAUAGGUCUAAAAGCUGUGCAGACAGCAUAACUGGAUAGCAAUACAGAAUUCUCUAACUGAACUGUUGACAUUGUAAAUAGGCUCUUUCUGUUUUCCUUUAGCAUUAAGAUUAAAAUAAUAUAUAAUUGCCUUGGCCUUCAAAAGCAUAAGUUGUUUUUCAGGGAAUCAUUUUCAGGUAAGAUGUAGUACUUCAUAUUUGACUGAUUUCUCAUGUAAUAUAUACUGCCUCCCUCCAAACACCRCUGUAUUGAAACCGUAUCUCCUAAGUGCUGAUAUAAAUGCACUGGUUGUUCAGCAGCACUGGUUGAUGAGGUUUGAAAUAAAUAAACCUUGAAGUCUUGUAGCUGCAGGCUACAUUCCUCUCCUAUAGAAGUUGCAGCCAGAAAGGGAAAAUGCCAUUUUAAGUUGGUUUUGGUUUGACUUUUUUUUCUGGGCUCCMGGCACAGCUGGAAUGUCUUUCACAGUGUCUAGCAAAGUUUACAUCUACAAAACUUACCUUGGAGACUUAAGUGUACUUAUGUGUCAUGGAGAUACCUCUCUUGAGUGAGACAGAAGAUUCCUUUUCUAAGGCAGUAGUCUGACACCAGUGUGGUGGUGCUCUCUCCACAGGGUGUCUUCAAUAUKUUGACAAGAAAAUAUUUUGGCCAUCUCAGCACUGGCUCAUUUGACAAGUGAAAAAUACCUCUUCAAGUAUCUCCUUCUGCACCCUAAUAGACUGCCAGAAUGUUUCCAACCUUGGUGUGAAGAGGCCAUCAGGUUUCUGUCUAUGUUUUGUUUUCAAAAAUGAUAGUAGUGCAAGAAAACAACUAGUGCACUGAAAAGAGUCAUCUUAAUAAGGCACUUUUUUCAGAUUUAAUUAGGAGUGAAGAAAUGGUUUUGUUUAUCUCUGGUGGUAUGUCAGCACAUGAUUCUGCAUACAGAUUAUCACGCUUUAGAAGAUUAAAACUUUUGCAUCUUGCUAAGAAGAUUUCAGUAACAGCUGUCAGGAGCACAGUUCAGUUGACUAAGGAAUAGUGUUGUGUGAACUUCUGACUGGGCUUAUCUUCRGUUUGGGAGGCAGCAGCCUGAGACAGGAUGGUGGCAGCCAAGGGUACUCCCUCCAACGCUGCAUUCUGAGGAAAGCUGAUUGUGGAAUGGGCUGGAAAUGGGCCCAGGGCUCCAUGCARCUCUGUGUCUCAUCCAGCAGUGGCUUCAGUGCUGAAGCAGGAGCUUCCUACCACRUGUGGCACUACACAGGUGUGAUGGACCUGGUGGGCUUUGCCUUCAGGUAGCUGCAGUGUGGGCUGCCCAGGAAUGCAUGGCCCUCUGCUCUGUGGAGCAGAGAAUUGGACACAAGUUUCCAUGCUGCUGAUGUUCUGGAAGAGGACAACCCCCACAUCAUCAGCUUAAAGGUGUUUCCCUUGCACUGUUGCAGCCARUUACCUCCUUGUGAAUUUUUAAUCACAGUAGGAUUAAAAAAUUCCUGCUUAUCUCAAGAAUUUUUUAUUAUAAAUAUGAAUCAGUUGGAUGGAAUCUUUGAGCUAUGCCUUCCUCAUUAUGCAGAAAAACUCCAGCAUUUCAGCAUGCAAGAUGGAGCAGGAAUUUCUUCCAAGUUUAGCUAUUCAAAAUCAAGCCUUUCCUUACAAGAGCUGAGUUUAUUAUGCUUAGUCUGAGUCACAAGGACUUGUGAUAAGUUACCUACAACUGUUGUUCACACUUGAAAGUUUAAUUAAAGUUUUUUUAAAAAUUCGUAAGACCAUCGGGGACUUAAUAAAAUUAAUUUUAAGAAAUUCAGUUUUAUACUGUAUCCCAGAAGGGACACUGCAUUGGAAAUAAGAGUUGAUACUGGCAUUAGUUUUUACACAGGGCACUUCUUGCCCAGAUGAAUUUGUUUGGAAAACCCAUUAAUUUUUCAUUGUAUUUUUCUCCAGUGCUCCAUCUGAAGAUGUCUUCAGCUGUUGAUUUUUAUUGUUCGUCAUUAACAAAACAUAAAAUUGUGUGGAAAGGUGGAUUUAAUUGAGAAUACACAAGUGUAAUUGUUAUUCUGUUCUGCAGUAUUUGUAGGAUACAUCAAGAGAGCUAUCCUGAUAAAUAACUGAAGUUUGCCAAGUGUGCWUGUGUUUAUGGAUGUCUUGCUCAAUAUAUAUCCUGCGUUGGAAUUUCUGUGUAGUGAAAUGUCUAAUAGAAAUGAUUGGAGAUGCAAGUGGAGGGUGGGAAUCAUUAUUCUAUUUUAGGACAAUAAGAUUGCCUAUCUUAUUCCAAUUAGGAAUGCCUACAUUAUUUUGCUGAGUAGGUUUGUGCAGUUUUGAGACUUAAAAAUUGAGACCAGAGCUGACUCUGAAAGUCAGACAGCAAUUGCUGGAGUUAGGCUCCUGCCCUUGGAAGGACAGGAAGGCAGCACAGCUCAACUACAGACAGCUGCAURGGCGGGGAUCCUGCUGUUCCUGCAGCCUUGGCUCACAGCUUGGACUGACCAACGUCAAGACAAAAACUGCAGCAUCCUGAAGAUUUGGGACUCAACUGUUACAUGCAAAGAUGACWUGAAGCCUUUCUUCUUAAUGUCACCAAAGGCUCUGGUGUAUCUGCUGUGCCAUUGGAGUCAUGUACAGYGAAAAUCCCUUAAAUCUAUCUUCCCAUUUCAUCCUUCUGCUUUCAGACUGGUAUAGGACAGCAGUGUAACAGUGCUCAGGAGUUAGUGGCUGUAAAGUGGAAAUUAGUUGAACUUUUCUGUUCCAGGUUUUGAGAUGCAUCAUGUGCUGCUACCUUUGAUUUAGUAUUUCCCUUUGCAAGCACUCUGUUGGAGCAGCAAGGGGUAAAGAUCAGGUGAGUCAAUACAAUUAAAGGGGUUUUGUUUCUUGAUAUAACCGAUUUUAAUAAAAAUGGGAAACUACACAAGAACAUUUUCUAGAUGAAAAGGUGUUUUCAAAAAAAAAAAUCUCCCUUGUGUCAUGUACACUGAUUUUUAUUUGUCUUCUAUGCAUGAAGAAUGCUAUGAAUUUUGGAGCAAGCCCCCUGAAAUAAAGCAAAUUACAUUUUGGUCUCACCAAUACAGGCACUUUCAAAGUUCAACACAGACUUCUUUGUGAGCAUCUGGUAAGUGUUGCACUGUUUUUUUACACUUUGACUUUGGGGAGGCUCCCAUUCCCAAACUAAAAUCCCCAAGAGGAUAUCCUUUCCAAAAAUGUUCCUAUCUGGCUGAUUUUGUGCAGGGCUGGAGCCACCAGGUUCUGCUUUCUGCCCUAGCUCUAAUGGCCAGCAGACAGCCUAGGUGAUGCUCUUGCAUCAGGAGUUCUUCCAGACAUCCUCAGGCCUUUCAGAAGCAAUCCUGCUCUGGAU
Molecule: messenger RNA, 6450 nt
Organism: Malurus melanocephalus (red-backed fairy wren)
Lineage: Eukaryota; Metazoa; Chordata; Aves; Passeriformes; Maluridae
Product: ubiquitin-protein ligase E3A-like
Exons: 7
Coding region: 2-1006 (334 amino acids)
Biological process (GO): protein polyubiquitination
Molecular function (GO): ubiquitin protein ligase activity
Source: RefSeq, a predicted model, not a curated record